AUGGGUAAAAAUGAUGAGUUCCUGACCCCAAAAGCAAUUGCCAACAGAAUCAAAGCCAAGGGUUUACAGAAGCUGCGAUGGUAUUGCCAGAUGUGCCAGAAGCAAUGCCGGGACGAGAACGGGUUCAAGUGCCACUGUAUGAGCGAAUCCCACCAGCGCCAGAUGGAAGUCUUCGGCCAAAACCCCAACCGAAUCGUCGAUGGAUAUUCCGAGGAGUUCGAGACCUCCUUUCUGGAACACAUGAAGAGGAGCCACCGAUUCAGCCGCAUAGCCGCCACUGUUGUGUAUAAUGAAUAUAUCGCUGACCGCCAUCAUGUUCACAUGAAUUCUACCCAGUGGGCUACGCUUACCGAGUUUGUCAAGUAUUUGGGUAGGAUUGGCAAGUGUAAAGUCGACGAAACUCCCAAAGGGUGGUUUAUUACUUAUAUAGACCGGGAUUCGGAGACACUUUUUAAGGAGAAGAUGAAGAAUAAGAGGAUUAAGACAGACAUGGCGGAUGAGGAGAAGAAAGAGCGGGAGAUUCAGAGGCAAAUUGAGCGUGCCGAGCAGCUGAUGAUGACAUCCACAACUGCGAAUGAGAAUGGGUUGGACCAAGUAGAAACUAAGACAAGAAUGUUAGAAAAAUCUAAGGGAGACGGUGAUAAGAAAAUUAAGCUGAGUUUAGGGUCUACAAAAAACCUUGUUGUAAAGGAGAAGGGGGAGAGUUCUAGAUUGGUGUUUGAUGAAGGGGAGAAUGAUAAUAAGAAUGGGAAGCGAAAGGGGGAAGACCAAAUAUCGGGGAAGAAUGGGGGUGGAGCAUCAGUGUUGGACGAAUUGAUGAGAGAACAAGAGAAGGCAAAAGAGAGGAUUAACAGGAAGGAUUAUUGGUUGUGCGAGGGAAUUAUUGUGAAAGUUAUGAGUAAAACCUUGGCGGAAAAGGGGUACUAUAAGCAAAAGGGUGUCGUACGGAAGGUAAUUGAUAAGUACGUUGGCGAGAUUGAGAUGCUUGAGAGUAAGCAUGUACUGAGGGUUGAUCAGGAGGAGCUCGAGACAGUGAUUCCGCAAAUUGGGGGCCUUGUAAAGAUAGUUAAUGGGGCAUAUCGCGGAUCAAAUGCAAGGUUGCUCACAGUCGAUACUGACAAUUUUUGCGCCAAGGUUCAGAUUGAGAAGGGAAUAUAUGAUGGGAGGGUUCUCAAGGCUGUCGAGUAUGAAGAUAUAUGCAAACUAGCCCAGUGA
Messenger RNA from Fraxinus pennsylvanica, 1215 nucleotides. The record is from the annotation of a GenBank genome assembly. NCBI's taxonomy places the organism in Eukaryota, Viridiplantae, Streptophyta, Magnoliopsida, Lamiales, Oleaceae.